Molecule: messenger RNA, 396 nt
Organism: Symbiodinium natans
Lineage: Eukaryota; Dinophyceae; Suessiales; Symbiodiniaceae
Source: the annotation of a GenBank genome assembly
AUGCUAGUCCUUCUGAUGCUGGUUGCGGCUGCUCAUGCGCUUCGCAACGAGCCCGCAACUGAUCGCUCCCAACUAAAGAGCUCAGACUUCUCAGUAAGUGAGGUGACGUCAAGUGAAAGUCCCGCGCAUUGCGAAGUCCAGACCAAGUACGCCUCUGUUGAGUCCUAUGUGAAGGCCUGCAAGAUGUUUGGAGAGGAAAUUUGCGCACACUCAGAUGCCUCUGCCUACUGCCAUUGGAUACCAGCAGGCCUUCGCGUGAUUCCUGGGUCUUGCUGGAUUGUGCAGAAUGGAAGAUACACUUAUGGCCCAGAGUACGCUUACCACUGCCUAUACAUGAAGGAGGAAGAAUGCAAGACGACGGAAUAUUGCGAUUGGCACCCGGAAAGGAUCGCCUGA